AUGACAGUGGAGCUUCAAUUGGUAAACUACCUCACCGUGGAGGAGGCGGACUGUCUCAAGAAGGUGGCCGGGUUCACGGACGUGCGGGACAAAACGAACUACAUACUCAAGAACGCAGACUUCUACUCGACCAAGAUUAUCUCGCUGCUUGCAAAGGCGCCGCACGACGACAUUGUGCGGUUUGUUCUUGUUUCUCUGAUAGACACGAUGGUGGCCCCUAAGUCGACGUUUUCGAAGAACAUCCUGAGCAUCGCGCACCUGGACGCGUCGCUUCCGUACCAGCCGCUGAUCAAGCUGCUGGGCUCGAACGACGAGUCGAUCAAGCUGAGCUCCUCGUACGUGCUGACUCUGCUGCUGAUCGACGAGAGCGAGUCUCACGACGGCCAGGAAAAGGUGCUGCGGCCGCUGUUUGAUUUUCUGUCGGCCAGGCUGCUCAGCUCGACGAAACUGGACCUCAACUUCUUCUCGAUCCAGCUGUUGAAGGAGCUUCUCACCAUCAAGCAAUAUAGAGCGUUUUUCUGGGACAACCACGAGACGCUGUUCCCGCCGCUGCUCAAGGUGUUCACCGAGAGACGCGGCGAGCUGCAGAUGAAAUACUACGCGACAAUGUCGAUCUGGCUAUUGACAUUCAUCCCGCAGGCGCUCGAGGACAUCGAGACGCAGUACCGGGAGCUCGUGGGCACGCUGUACGUGGUGGCCAAGGACGCCGUGAAGGAGAAGAUUGUGCGGCUUGCGAUUGGCUCGCUGCUGAAUUUGCUGAGCUUGAAGAAAGGCCGCGACCAGCUGGUGAAACAGUUCCUGCUGGUGAAGGGCCUGGAGAUCACAAAACAGCUCAUCGAGCGGAAGUGGGCCGACGAGGAGCUGAAAACCGACCUGGAGACGCUGCUGGAGAUCCUGAACGAGGCGGUGACCACGCUCACCACGUUCGACGAGUACGAGAACGAGCUCAGGACCAAGAAGCUCAACUGGUCGCCGUCGCACAAGUCGGAGGAGUUCUGGAUCGAGAACGUGGACAGGUUCAAGGAGAACAACUGGAAGCUGCUGAAAGAACUACUGCAGCUGCUGGACGCGUCGGCAGACCCAGAGCAGACGUAUCUGAACCAGGCGAUCGUGUGCUACGACGUGAGCCAGCUGAUCAAGGUGGCGCCGGAGGUGGUGAAGGUGCUGGACAAGAUCGGGGCCAAGGCGAAGAUCAUGUCGCUGAUGAGCAGCGCAAACACCAACGUCAAGUUUGAGGCGUUGCGCACGACGCAGCAGCUGGUAGCACGCUCGUUGUAG
Ogataea angusta is the source of this 1278-nucleotide messenger RNA. RefSeq lists its product as uncharacterized. The coding region runs from base 1 to 1278 and encodes 425 amino acids. Gene Ontology annotation, cellular component: vacuolar proton-transporting V-type ATPase, V1 domain; fungal-type vacuole membrane. The record is from RefSeq and is a predicted model, not a curated record. NCBI's taxonomy places the organism in Eukaryota, Fungi, Ascomycota, Pichiomycetes, Pichiales, Pichiaceae. Gene Ontology annotation, molecular function: proton-transporting ATPase activity, rotational mechanism. The transcript is spliced from 2 exons. Gene Ontology annotation, biological process: proton transmembrane transport.